AUGGCCUGCUCGAAACCUGUGAGUUCAGUGGGAGAUAAUAUGUCAGUGGCUGCUGCACCCAUGAAGCCUAGGAUUUUACUUGCUACUAGUGGGAGUGUUGCUGCUAUUAAAUUUGCAAAUCUUUGUCAAUGUUUCUGUGAAUGGGAUGAAGUAAGAGCAGUUGCCACAAAUCCAUCCUUGUAUUUUAUUGACAGAACAGUGAUUCUCAAGGAUGUGAUUUUGUAUACGGACAACGAUGAAUAUUCUAGUUAG
This is a messenger RNA of Lathyrus sativus (Indian pea), 252 nucleotides long. The record is from the annotation of a GenBank genome assembly. NCBI's taxonomy places the organism in Eukaryota, Viridiplantae, Streptophyta, Magnoliopsida, Fabales, Fabaceae.